UAUACCCAGUCAUUUCCCAACCCCCAAGCUAUAAAUAGCUAUGUAAGCACUUUCCAGCAUUACAGCACGGUUUGCAUAGUUAAUUAAACUUCUGGAACUAACAUAUAACCGUGUUUAAUCCUCCCAAAUACUGAAACAGACCCUGUAAAAAUGGCUCCUCGAAAUUUACCUCCAUCUCUCCUAACCCGUGACGAUGUGGAAACCCGACUUCUAUCCCUAAUUAAGGAAUCCACGGGACAGGAUGGGAAUCCCGAGGGUUGUACGGUUCCGUCAGACAUCCCCUGGUUUGACGCCACCCUGGCCGAAAGAGGGCGUCGUUUCGUCGAAUCGAAUUUCUUCGUCGUGCUCAUGCUCAACUUUGUCAACACGUUCAUGGGGCUGGCCAACAAGCCGAUUGCGGUACUUUCCUUUGAAGUGUUUACCAAAGGGGGGCGGGGAUGUGUGGGACCGAGAUAUGUUUCCACAGUGAAAAGCAUGAUUAGCUGGUUCCUCUCGGAAAAGUUUGACCAGGAUUCCGACAUCUUUCGAGAAGUGGAAAGGGUGAGAAAACUUCAUCGGUUGUACGCCAGACCAGCAACAUUGCCGGAAGUGCCACACCCAGGAUUGGAGCUGGGCGAAGAGUACGAAGAAUUUGCGAGGGUCGUGAGAAAGGAUUUGGAUAAGAUCGACACAUCCCUCUGUCCAACCUCCCUCAAGGGGUGGAACCCUCCCCUGCUCUUCACCCAGUUCGAGCUGGCCUUCGUCGUCUACGCCUCGGUCUCCUCGCUAUUCCUCUAUCCGGAAAAGUUGGGUCUGUCCGGCGACUCGGAAACAACUGCCGGGAUUUCCGGAUACAUCCACCUCUGGGCCGUUGCGGGACGCAUGCUCGGCCUAAAGGACGAGUUCAACGUUGCUCUCAACCCGGAUAGGGAAUUUUACCUCAAAAUUAUGCAACAUUUAGGGUUUGGCACCUUAAAACUGAUGGACGCCACGGUUGCAUACAUGUUCGAGGAAAGCAUAGCCCUUCUGAAUGUCCCCUUUGGAGCGAGUGCUAAGGCGAUCCUCUACACUGUUCUGGAAUCGGGCGGUGUCACUCCGAGUAAUUUAUGGGGCUUUAUGCAUUUUGGUGACAAAGCGUCCUAUUACGCGACGAAAGUAGUUUUCUGGGCGUACAAGAAUUUGUGGGGGGUUCGGCUUGUUUUAAAUGCCGUGGCGAGAGAGGGUUUUUUCUAUGCGGCUCGUAAAAGUAAAAAGGUGGCCAAUUAUCGGUAAAAAAUUCGAAAUGUUUUUUUUAAAUUAGACGGUCGAAAGUUUCGACUCGAAACUGAUUAUGAAUAAAUAAAAGUGGUGAAUUAUGUAUAUUAUAUGCAAAUUGGAAAA
Molecule: messenger RNA, 1359 nt
Organism: Folsomia candida
Lineage: Eukaryota; Metazoa; Arthropoda; Collembola; Entomobryomorpha; Isotomidae
Exons: 2
Coding region: 151-1251 (366 amino acids)
Source: RefSeq, a predicted model, not a curated record